AUGCCUCGUCCUGUCGGCAAAGCUUCUCUUGCUAGUAAGAAAAAAUGGCCCGCAGAAUUCGACUGCGCAGGGGACAUUUAUGCUGACCGAUGGCCAAUGGGCCAUCCCGUCAUCAUGUGGGCUUUCGGCAUUCCCUUUGUCGCAGUCUACGCCAAUUAUUACGUGAUGAGCGGUAGCAGUCUCAAAUCAUAA
Penicillium samsonianum is the source of this 192-nucleotide messenger RNA. RefSeq lists its product as uncharacterized. The coding region runs from base 1 to 192 and encodes 63 amino acids. The transcript has a single exon. Lineage: Eukaryota; Fungi; Ascomycota; Eurotiomycetes; Eurotiales; Aspergillaceae. The record is from RefSeq and is a predicted model, not a curated record.